GCGAUACCGCCUCGGCCAGUGUCUGGCCCAACGGCAAGAGCUACUCCCAGCUCAUCUGCUCCGACGCCAGGCCCCACGCCGGUCACGCCGCCCUUACGGCCGAAGCAGAAGGCGCGCCCGACGCCCAGGGCGGCGCUGGCGCGGCCCUCGGUGCCCAAGCCGACGAAGAGGCCGCAGCCGAGCCAAAAGCCAGCAGAGCCGACGAAGCCACCGGACCCGUCGAAGCGAAAGCCGGCGGAGCCUUCCAAGCCACCGACAGCACGUGUUCCGAGUCCCGUGGGAAAGCCCGCCGCGAAUGGUGUGAAGCGUCCCAGGGAGGAAGGCUUCGCGGACGAGCUGGCCGAGUGGCUGCUGAACCUGGAUCGUGGCAAAGGUGUCAUGCUGGAAUACCACGAGGGCAUGGCCCAAAACUGCAGCAGCUGGAAAGAGCUGGUUGACUGGGCUGUGCAAGAUCUCGACACCAAGAAGAUGGUGUUUUCGAAACCGUUCCUGAAGAGCACUGCGCUUAGCAAAACAGGACACAAAAUCAUGUUUGCCUGCGGCUUUCGGAAGCUGAUCAAUGAGCGGCUGAAGGAAGAGGAGCAGGAGCAGGAUGAGCAGCAGCCGACGGCUCCGAGCCCGUCGCGGGGUCUGGAUCGGAGGCACACUGUUCCUCAGCCGAGCCAGCGCUCAGCAGCGCCGAAUGGUCAGAGCGCCCCGCAGACCCCACCGAAGCCGCAGCCGAAGCGAAUGCCGCUGCAGCGUCAACUGGCUGAUGAGCACAUGCCGGAGGAGACGGCUGAACUGGAAUUUGGGCCGCCCACGGCAGAGCCGGAGCCGGAAGAGGACUUCGAGGCAGAUCCAGGCGUUUACGGCUCUGGCAUUUAG
Molecule: messenger RNA, 867 nt
Organism: Symbiodinium sp. CCMP2456
Lineage: Eukaryota; Dinophyceae; Suessiales; Symbiodiniaceae
Source: the annotation of a GenBank genome assembly